Myotis brandtii (Brandt's bat) is the source of this 891-nucleotide messenger RNA. Its product is annotated as melanoma-associated antigen B3. Gene Ontology annotation, biological process: negative regulation of transcription by RNA polymerase II. The annotation marks the transcript as partial. NCBI's taxonomy places the organism in Eukaryota, Metazoa, Chordata, Mammalia, Chiroptera, Vespertilionidae. The transcript is spliced from 2 exons. Gene Ontology annotation, cellular component: nucleus. The record is from RefSeq and is a predicted model, not a curated record.
AUGCCUCGGCGUCACAAAAACAAGAAACGCCAUCAUGCCCGAAGUGAGCCUCAGAGUCAUGGCAAUGCUCAGGCCACUGCAGAAGCAGGAGAGGAGUCCACUCCCUCUUUCUCUACUCAGCAUGAAGCUGUUUCUUGCCCUGGGUCUGAUGAAGCUUUCAGCAGCCAAGAGGAGGAUGAGGCUGUCUCCUCUGAGAUCCCACUCUUCACUGAGGUCUCAGACGUGGAUGAUUUCCAAACCAGGAUUGUGUCUUUGGAGCAAUUCAUUCUGAGCAGGUAUAAAUUGAAAAAGCCCAUUUUGAAGGCUGAUAUGCUGCAUAUUGUCGGGGAAGAUUACCAAGACCGAUUUGCUGAGAUGCUCAAGAAAGUUUCUGAGCAAAUUGAAACCUUCUUUGCAUUAGACAUGAAUGAAGUGGACUCAAUCAGACACUCCUACGCCCUUGUCAGCAAACUAAAACUCCCCAAUAAUGGGAGGGUGCGUCCUGGCAAGGGGUUCCCCAAGACCGGUCUCCUGAUGCAUAUCCUGGGUAUGAUCUUCAUGAAUGGCAACUGCGUCUCUGAGGAAGAGAUCUGGAGAGAUCUGCGUCUAAUGCAUGUGUACCCUCGGAGGAAGCACUUCAUCUUUGGGGAGCCCAGGAAGCUCAUCACCGAUUUUGUGAGGCUGGAGUACCUGGAGUGCCGCCAGGUGCCCCACAGUGAUCCUCCACGUUCUGAGUUCCUGUGGGGUCCAAGAGCACACCUUGAAACCAGCAAGAUGGAAGUGCUGGAGUUUUGUGCAAAGGUCAAUAGUACCCACCCCAGUGACUACCCAUGCUGUUAUGAAGAAGCUUUGAGAGAGGAGAAAGAGAGAGCCCGAGCCAGAGAGGCAGCUGGGGCUGCCACUAUUGCCCAA